Molecule: messenger RNA, 1278 nt
Organism: Setaria italica (foxtail millet)
Lineage: Eukaryota; Viridiplantae; Streptophyta; Magnoliopsida; Poales; Poaceae
Exons: 9
Coding region: 108-950 (280 amino acids)
Source: RefSeq, a predicted model, not a curated record
UUUCUCCAACGUGUAUGGAGUCAGGAAGCGUAUUCUGAGCGUUACGCCAACCUUUCUCCUUAUUCCUCAUUUGGUCCAUUGGAUCCGUCCGACUCCGCCGCACCACCAUGGCCGACGCGCCCACCAGCUCCGGCGGCUCUCCGGCCCCGCCGCCACCGCUGCCGGAGAUCGGCUCCAUCUCCUCCAUGGUCGCCUCCUCCGCCGCCUCCGCCGCGGCGGCCGCCGCUGACUUCACCCGCUGGGCCGAGACCUUCAGCACCGAGAAGGCCGACGCCGCCAAGGCUGCCCUAGCCUCCGCCGCCACCAUUGCCACCUCGUCCGCCUGCGCGGCGGCUUCCGCUUCCUCCACGGCCGCCUCCUCAGCCUACGCGGCAGCAUCCGACCUCACCCUCAUCGCAAAGGAGGAGUUGGAAUGGGUAAAGAAGGAGUACUCCACUCACGAACAGAUGGUGUUUGGCAAGAUCAAAGAGGGCGUCAUCAUGGCGAUAAUGCAUCCAGGCAUUGCUGCAGGCUCUGCAACCCUUGCAGGGAUUGUGCUGUUCAAAAGGCCAAGGAGCUACCUUAUUCAGCGAGUUCGGCGCAUGUUUGUUAGCAAGGAGACCCUACUUUCUGGCAUACAAGCUGAAGUGAAUCACAUGCGGCAAACUGUGAAUCUUGUGUCCAAUGAAAGCCAAAAAUUGAUGGAUAGAGCAGCAACCGCAGAGAAAAGAUUUCAGAAAGGAUGGAAUACACUCAGGGAAGAAGGGCGUGCUAUUCAACAUGAGUUGAACGAGAUUAGUGAUAUUGAACAACAGGCAGUAGGUCUGAAGGGCAUUCUUGAUCAGCUUCCCAGAGCACAUGCAUCCGAAUUUCAAUCAGAGAUAUCUGGCCUAGCUUCUCAGGUUAAGAAGGAGAAGCGAGUGCUUAACGCCGCGCUCUCAAAGAUUGUAAAUUACGGUGUCCCCAUCUAACUGCCUCUCUAGUUUGUUCUGAGGAAGAGGAGUCCCAUGUCAGUGGUGAAUGUUAUACUGCCCACUUGGUUUUGGAGGAAGGGGGAAAAAAAUAAGUUUUGUCUCUCGCGCAGACCUGUAAAUGUGCUGCCGCCAAAUGUUGCGGAACCUUAGUAACAGGAACACAUUUUGUAAUGUUUUGCCUAUCGACAUGUUCACAUCCAUGAUCCAUCAGAUGGCUUGUGAAUUUUUGUUUUUCUACAUGAUGUCACAUUUCCGGUGGAUGACAGAAAAAACGAUAAAUGCUUUGUUGCUUCGUCCGUGUUGUGGAAUCAAAUCUUUGAACUAA